GGGCGGUCUGGACCCGCCUCCGCCUGAAAAAGGCAUUCGAAUGCAAUGUGUUUAGUAGUACAGCGCGCACAGAGCAGAGUACCCGUUAUACCCGGUGUGAAAAAAGUAAAGUUACACACAGCCCGGCACGCAAGCCUGAACUUUUGGAGCGAGCAAAGCGCCCAAACAAACUUCGCGUGAAGAAAAAAGCAGCUCUACUACAGUCGGGAGCUGGGUAAUUUUUUUCUUUUUUUUUUUCCACUGCCACUGGACGACGCCUGGCUGGAGCUCCGCAGUAGAAAGUGAGCACGCUGUUUACUACGGGAAACCCGGGAAAAUGGAGAACCAGGCUAAGGGAGCGGCCUCGGCCGAUCAGGAUGAGGCUCUGCUCGAGCUCGAGAGAGCGGACGGACAGCGCGAGCGUCCCCGCGCCGCCAGCGAGGGAAAGUCGCAGAAGCGUUGGCUCCUUCUGGGGGCAUUACUGCUGUGUUUUCUGCUAAUAGUUAUAUUAGCAGUUGCAUUUUCACUGAAGUCCUCCAAAAUUAAAGGAACAGUGUGGCUGAAGGAGGAUUAUGAAGACAUUAUAACUCCGCAGUGUCCAAAAAGCUUCUCAAAGUCCCCUGUUAUUCUGGUGUCAAUGGAUGGUUUCAGAGCUGGGUAUUUAGAUGUCCAUAAGGACCAUCUUCCAGUUAUCAGUAAACUAAGAAACUGUGGAACCUCUCCUCCAUAUAUGCGGCCUACUUAUCCUACAAAAACCUUCCCCAACCACUACACAAUUGUGACAGGCCUUUAUCCUGAAUCACAUGGGAUUGUGGACAACAAGAUGUAUGAUGUCAAACAAAAUGCCUUUUUCACACUAAGAACUGAAGAAAAGUUCAAUCCAAAAUGGUACCUAGGACAGCCCGUCUGGCUUACAGCUAUGUACAACAACCUGAAGUCCGGCACUUUCUUUUGGCCCGGAACAGAUGUGAAUAUAAGUGGGAGCUAUCCAAACCGGUGGAUGCCAUACAACUGGAAUGUGGCUUUUGAGACGAGGAUUGAAACUAUACUUGAAUGGUUGGAUUUACCCCCGAAGGAAAGGCCAGAUUUCUACACUUUGUACUUGGAGGAACCUGAUACAUCCGGCCACCGUUACGGACCAGUGAGCAGUCAGGUAGUCAAUGCCCUGAAGAGGGUCGAUAGUCAGAUUGGACUUCUUAUGGAUGGACUUAAAGAGAGGAACCUGGACAAAUGUGUAAACCUGGUCCUUGUUUCUGAUCAUGGAAUGGAGGAAGCAUCUUGUGAAAAAUCAGUAUUUAUCUCCCAACUCCAAAAGCACGUAGAAAACUUUUUUGUCACCUCUGGAGCUGCAUCAAGAAUCCGUCCAACCAAACUUCCUGAGGACUUCUUCACAUUUGACUACGAAGGGCUGGUGAAGAAUCUGUCGUGCAGAACUCCAAAUCUGAAGCCUUAUCUGAAAGAACACCUCCCCAAGAGGAUGCAUUUUGCCAACAAUGUCAGGAUAGAGAGAGGUCAUCUGUACAUGAAGGAACAAUGGCAAGCAGCAAUGAGUGUUCAGGAUAUGAAAUACUGUACAGGCGGAUUCCACGGCUCUGACAACGUCUUCAAAAACAUGCAGGGAAUAUUUAUUGCUCAUGGUCCCGGGCUGAAAUCCAGAACAACAGUCCCACCAUUUGAAAAUAUUGAGGUGUAUAACCUGCUUUGUGAUUUGUUAGGAAUCCCCCCAGCCCCCAACAACGGGACCCACGGCAGUCUAAACCACCUGCUGAAGGUCCCCUUUCACAGGCCUGUUUACCCGGCUGAACGCUCCCCUGCUUCAGCGUGCGAGGCCGGCGGAAACCCCAGCAAGGAUGAUCUGGGCUGCACCUGCAGUUCUGUCUCAAAGGAAGAGGCAAAGACCAUGGAUGAAAGGUUGCUCACAUAUAAUUCAAAUCCUGGAUUUAAGCGCCUUCAUUUACCGUAUGGAAUUCCACGAGUUCUGCAGAAUAACGCUGACUACUGUGUUUUGUACCAUUCAGACUAUAUCAAUGGAUAUAGUAAAGACAUAUUCAUGCCGUUGUGGGUAGCAUAUACCAUUAAAUCCCCGAGCGCUGUUAAACCUCUCCGAUCGGAGAUGAAGGACUGCAUACGCGCUGAUGUGCGGGUCCUGCCAAGUGAAAGCCAGAUGUGUAACAGAACUGGAAAUGGCAGCUCUCUGUCCUUUGGUCUCCUGCAUCCUCCCAAUUUUGGAACAGAAGGAAAAGAAUAUGACUCCUUAAUCACUAGUAACAUGGCUCCCAUGUUUCCUGCUUUUAAAGAGGUGUGGACUUACUUUCACGAUGCAUUGCUGAUGAAAUAUUCAAAAAAUAUGAAUGGAGUGAAUGUCAUGAGUGGACCAGUAUUUGACCAAAAUUUUGAUGGCAUUUAUGACACAAUGGAUACUGCUAACAGGCAUCAGAUCCAGGUUCCCACACACUUCUACGUGAUCCUGACCAGCUGCAGCAAUUCCUCCUUCUCCCCUGAAAACUGUGAAGACCCCCUGCAGAGCGUAGCUUUCAUCCUGCCCCACAGGCCUGACAACAUAGAGGCUUGCCCCAGUGCGCCAAACUUCGAAUGGGUUCAGGAGUGGGCGCAGUUCCAUGUGGCUCGGGUUCGAGACAUAGAACUCCUGACUGGACUAAGUUUUUACCAUGAGCGGAUAUCAGUUGAAGAGACUUUACAGCUGAAAACGUUUUUGAAAAUUUUCUAGUUUGUAUGAACAAAUGACAAAGAAAGAAAAACUGCUGUUGCUAACUUAUAAUGUCACAGUCAUGUUGCUGUAGACUUUAACUGAUAGCAGCGGUGAAGUGCAGGCUGCAAGCAGAACCCAGAAGAGCAUUCAUGCAAAACCAUUGCUGGAAUCGAAGAAGAAAGAGAACUGUAAAUUGUUCUAGGAAAGAAAUGCUUCUGUUGCUAUGGAAAUUUUCUAUAUACUUUUGUACCCAAAGUUAUUUUACUAGCAGGAAUUUCUCUAAAAACCUCAGACAUUUUAAACCUUUUGUUACUAUAAUUUUCUAAAUUGUAUUUUGACCUGUUUUUACUCAGCUGUUUGUAAUUUAGAGAGAAGCCCAAA
Molecule: messenger RNA, 3070 nt
Organism: Scleropages formosus (Asian bonytongue)
Lineage: Eukaryota; Metazoa; Chordata; Actinopteri; Osteoglossiformes; Osteoglossidae
Gene: enpp1
Product: ectonucleotide pyrophosphatase/phosphodiesterase 1
Exons: 23
Coding region: 317-2707 (796 amino acids)
Biological process (GO): nucleoside triphosphate catabolic process; inorganic diphosphate transport; negative regulation of fat cell differentiation
Cellular component (GO): cell surface
Molecular function (GO): dinucleotide phosphatase activity; nucleic acid binding; phosphodiesterase I activity
Source: RefSeq, a predicted model, not a curated record